Molecule: messenger RNA, 1872 nt
Organism: Penicillium salamii
Lineage: Eukaryota; Fungi; Ascomycota; Eurotiomycetes; Eurotiales; Aspergillaceae
Source: the annotation of a GenBank genome assembly
AUGCUGUUCCCCAGCAUCGCGCUGUUAUGGCUGUGCCAGACAGUGCUGGCACAGUAUUCCAGCGAUGAUCUCAUGUCAUUCGUUACACUUCCUGACGUGAGGGCCGUCAAAUUCAACGUCCACCACCAUAAUCGCGAUCGCAUCAGUCCAGGCUACUGGUUCGUCACUCCGUAUUUGCACAUUGAGCCCGAUGCGCCCUCCAGUCUCUACGAGCAAUACCAGAUUGGCCCCCAUAUUUACGAUGGCGAAGGACACCUGAUUUGGUCUGGCGCUCAGCAGUUCGAUAACCGGAAUGCCUUUGAUUUCAGGGUCGUCAAUGGCCUAUCUGCCGAUCCACAACUCUCGUUUAUCUUGAAUCACGCGUGGGACGGAGCCGAAGACACCGGAUAUGGCAUGAUCCUGACCAACGAUUACAAGGUGGAACGCAAGCUUCCUCUACGACGCGAUCUGGGUAUUUUCGACAUUCACGAGUUCAAAGUUCGUGAGGAUGGUAAGACUGCGCUGGUCACGGUCUACCUAUCCCACGAAAUUGGCUUAGACGAGUAUGGCCGACCUGGGGAAAAGACAUGGUUGGAAAGUGGUGGCUUUGCGGAACUCGACAUCAACACAGCAGAGGUGAUCCAGUGGUGGGACUCCUACAACCGCAUUCCUCUCCCCGAGACCGUUCAUUAUUCCCCAAGCUCGCCGGUGGAGGGACACCCUGGCUGGGAUUAUGUGCAUAUCAACUCAAUCGACAAGAACGAAAUUGGGGACUACUUGAUCUCUGCGCGAUUCACGAACACAAUCUACCUGAUCUCUUGCAUGGAUGGAAACAUCAUGUGGCGGCUAGGUGGAAAGUAUAGUGAUUUCGAGCAAGAUUUCACAUUCUCGAAGCAGCACGAUGCGAAAUUCAUUGAGUCCAAUGGCACGCACCACCUGAUUUCCUUUUUGAACAACGCUUCGGACGAGGAGUUCAACGAGGAGAACCAAUCCUCGUCAAUGUUCGUCCAGUUGGACACCAGCGUGAAACCCUGGACUGCCCGCGUUGUCAAACGGUACAUUCGACCCGACUACCAACUAUCCAGGCUCCGUGGUAACACCCAACUCCUCCCGAAUGACCAUGUUUUCACUUGCUGGAGUAAAGGAGGUUAUAUCUCCGAACAUACUGCGGAGGGAGAGGCUGUCUUGGAAGCCAACUUCACCUCCCCACGCUACUCUUCCUACCGAGCAUAUAAAUUCGAAUUCACCGGACGCCCCGACACACCACCCGACUUGGUAGCCUCUGUCUAUGGCACUGAUGAAACUAACAUAGUGACAACAGUCUGGGUCAGCUGGAACGGCGCCACCGACGUGGCCGAGUGGCAUUUCUAUGCCCAGGCCUCCGACUUCCAUGACCCAGUGUUCGUCGGCAAGGCUCCCCGCGUAGACUUCGAAACUAUGUUCAUCGGCGCCGGAUAUCUGGACUGGGUCACCGCCAAGGCUGUAGAUGUCAACGGCACCGUGCUCGGCACAUCCGAAGUCCACCGAAGCAAUCACCCCGAUUGGAAGUCCACUGGAUAUAGGGGCAAGUCGAGUCCCAGACCACUGAACCCGUCCACCCUUUUUGAAAGCGGCGAUGCCGAAGGCGACUACCUGGCCGAUUCAGGUCGCAAGUCCUCCGAUGCCAUCGAUACCGAAACCCAAAAGACCAUCUCAGUCUUGAACCUCACUUACGAAAACAUUCGCAGCAUUGGCGCUGCAUUCUCUUUCAUCCUUCUUAUUUGUCUGUUUUGCGGGAUCGUCGCUAGCUAUAUGGUUAUUCGUGGCUGGCGCGUCAGACUCUACCAGCGUCUUGGUAGAGAAAGCGCAUUCGCGGAUGAGAGAGUCCGUCUCCAAUCUCCGCAUGAGGAUUGA